UAGAAACAGUUUUUGUAUUGUUCGAAGAGAUGGAAGAACCUCUCUCUCAAAUAUAAAUCUUGAAACUCGAAACGCUAUUACCGAAUUCAACUUUCGUUUGCAUAUCAAUCAUCAAUCAUAUUAAACAUAAACUAUUCGUGUUUUGUUGUUGCAAUAUUUUUUUGCAUUGAAUGACGCGUUUAACCUCCUCGCACAUGAAGACAACGCAAAUGCAAUGACCAAUGUUUUUGGGUAUUAACUAUAAAAACAGUAAUAAUGGAUACUCUAUUUGCUCCAAAUGUUCCCGAUGAAGCAGAAGAUAUACCGCCAACGGAUGAGCCAGUUUGGAUCCUUGGCAGGAAGUAUAAUGCUAUAAAAGAGCUCGAUGCAAUACGCAGGGAUAUACGUUCCAAACUAUGGUUCACUUAUCGUAAAGGGUUUGUUCCCAUUGGAGGCUGCAAUUCUACAUUUACAUCUGAUAAAGGUUGGGGUUGUAUGUUGAGAUGUGGACAAAUGGUUCUAGCCCAGGCUUUAAUUACAUUACAUUUAGGUAAAGAUUGGCAAUGGAUGCCAGAAACAAAGAAUAACACAUAUCUAAAAAUUUUAAGACGCUUUGAAGAUAAAAGGGCUGCUGCUUUCUCUAUCCAUCAAAUUGCAUUGAUGGGUGCAUCUGAAGGAAAGGAAGUUGGGCAAUGGUUUGGUCCUAAUACUAUUGCACAAGUAUUAAAAAAAUUAAUUGUAUAUGACGAAUGGAGCUCUCUCACUAUACAUGUUGCAUUAGACAAUACAUUAAUAGUUAAUGAUAUUUUGAGACAAUGUAGAGUAGAAGGUGGUGUAACAGCAGAAGCAGACGGAGAAAUUCCCCUAAGGGCACCUAGCCAAUGGAAACCUUUGUUAUUAUUAAUCCCACUACGCCUUGGACUUAGCGAAAUUAAUCCUGUAUACAUUAAUGGACUUAAAACAUCAUUUAAGAUUUCACAAUCUCUUGGAGUAAUUGGAGGAAAACCAAAUCUUGCUCUGUAUUUUAUAGGCUGUGUGGGAGAUGAAGUGAUCUAUCUAGAUCCUCAUACCACUCAAAAAUCAGGUAAUAUUGAAGACAAGAUAAGCGAAGAAGAAAUUGACAUGGAUAUUUCAUAUCACUGCAAAUCAGCUAGUCGUAUUCCUAUUACGGGCAUGGAUCCUUCUGUGGCACUUUGCUUCUUCUGUGCUACAGAAAAGGAAUUUAAAUCUCUAUGUAAAUCAAUGCAAGAGGAAUUAAUUUUGCCCGAAAAGCAGCCAUUGUUCGAGCUGUGCACAGAACGUUUAGCACACUGGUCAUCAGCAGAUGAUGCUGUUUCUGAAGCAGUAGCAGCUUCCAGUUUUGUGGACUUUGAGCACAUUGAACGUCAAUACGACACAUCUGAUGAAGACUUUGAACUGCUUGGUUGACGUAUACCUAAUCCAUCUAGUAUUCCGACAAGAUGCGAAAUAACAAUUAAAUAUUACACAAUGGUGUUCUUAAAGACGAUUUGUAUUUUCAACUA
Mycetomoellerius zeteki is the source of this 1502-nucleotide messenger RNA. RefSeq names its product Autophagy-related 4a (gene Atg4a). Gene Ontology annotation, cellular component: cytoplasm. Gene Ontology annotation, biological process: C-terminal protein lipidation; piecemeal microautophagy of the nucleus; protein processing. NCBI's taxonomy places the organism in Eukaryota, Metazoa, Arthropoda, Insecta, Hymenoptera, Formicidae. Gene Ontology annotation, molecular function: protein-phosphatidylethanolamide deconjugating activity; cysteine-type endopeptidase activity. The coding region runs from base 256 to 1407 and encodes 383 amino acids. The record is from RefSeq and is a predicted model, not a curated record. The transcript is spliced from 10 exons.